Messenger RNA from Linum trigynum, 5423 nucleotides. NCBI's taxonomy places the organism in Eukaryota, Viridiplantae, Streptophyta, Magnoliopsida, Malpighiales, Linaceae. The record is from the annotation of a GenBank genome assembly.
UAUCAAAAUACUAAACUAUCCUUGGCUUAAUAGGUGCUUCCAUUAGACGGAUAUUCACGAUUUCGGACAUUUUUAUCAUCCCUAAUCAACAGACACUUGCGUAAGAAGUGAAGUCGAGCAAAACAGUACCCAGUAAGAUAAAGGGCACAAAGCCUAAAAUCAAAAGAUCAAAUAAAAGAUUUUUUUUUUAUCGAACCUGUGUGCUACUGAAAGGAUAAGGACAAGAGAGAAACAAGGAUUAUCCCUGAAAUUCAAAACUAACGCCUCCAAAUUGAAAACCUAUUGUACGAUCACUUUAGUCUUGACCACGAACUCAUUUGCCAAAUAAAUGAAAAUUGAAUCACAAGUCACAUGAUACAAGAAGGCAUGGAUCUUGCCAUCCCUGAAUCCACUCGAAACGAGACAAGAUUAAAGUAACCGGAAGCCCAAAAUGUCAACCCAUGGAAUCAAAACUGUGUCAAUUCUUGUUCCCGUUAUGAGGCCCAAUACGAGAGAAGAAGAGCUUCCAAAUCACGGGCCCAAAUAGUUAACCUCCCCCAAGAAAAGUAAAGCUCUCUGUUCGACCAAAGCUAAUAGGAGUGGCUAUACUUUCCGAUCUGGUUAAAUUGGACCAAAUUAAUCCGGUCCAGUUCGGUCUUUUUGAAAAUAUAAGGAUCAAAGAUUGGAUUGGAUACAGUCCGGUCUUGAUCCGGUCCGGUCCCAAUUCGGUCUUGAUUUUAUAUUGAGCUUGUGGGGACUUGAGUGGCCUAAGGCUUGAAAGGGUAAUGAGUUGGUUAAGUUUCGUACUAAGUGCAAAGGUUUGUGACUGUUUAUGCAAAUUACCCUUAAGUUUUGAGUGUUGAGCUCUCUUAUCUGGUCUUUAUCCAGUUUUCGAUCCGGUCCUGAAUAGUUUUUCACCUCAAAUCUAUGCCCAAAUAUUGGAUUGGAUUGUUUACUAUUCGGUCCCGAUCCGGUUUCGAUCUGGAUUAUAAGAUCCGGUUUCGGAUAAAACCAAAAAACCCGAACCAAAUAGCCCGCCCUAAAAGCUAAUCAGUAACUAGUGAACUGAUUGUAGAGACCAGAGAGGAGGUCCAAGAAAGGAGCUCAGAGGAAGAAGUCUAGACUCUAGCACUAUGUUUUUUUAGAGCGGAAAACAUGGGGAAGGAAAGAAUAGGAAGGAAAGUGCAAUUUUCGAUAAACUUUCCCCUGUUUUCAAAGGUGAGCACAGUAAUCGGGUGAAGAAAAGGGGGGGGGGGGGGAAGUUUCACUGUGGAACCCUCUCCCCCAAAUCGGAGAGAAAACGCUCCACUAACUCUUUCUCUUUCAUCUUUUUAUUUGCCAGGUUAAUUAAUCGUUCACUUUCCCUUUUUUAUUUGCUACCCCUCUCCUCGCUCCUUGCUUUUUCUUCUUCUUCGUUCUCCCUCAAAUGCGAACCCAAACUAGAAACAGAGAUAGACAAACUGGAAGUCAGCUUGGCAGAUUUGCUUCGUCGGAAUAGUCUCGGUCGGAUUGCAGCUGCCGACUAGGGGAGCGUUGUUGUUGGCGCCGGCGUGAGCACACGGCGGCAGAAGGGGGGGGGGGGGGGGGGGGUGGGGGGGGUUAGAAACAGGGAGAUUAAAAUUGUAGGUCGGAGAAUCGUAGAGCGACAGAUAGUUGGAAUCGGGCUAGCGCAAUUGGGAUCAGAUCGGGCCGGGCUGGGCGUUCGGGGUGAAGAAUCCGACCUGGCGAACUCUGGGAACUGGGAGUUGAUGGCCGAAGAAUCGGAGAGCGGCUGAGAGCUGGAAGCCAGCAGCGCCACCAUUAACCUACAAUUAACCUCACCGACGGCUAAUCGGGGGAACGAGAGUCUGCGCUAGUGGGGGAUUGGCAUUUUUUUCUUUUCUUUUCAAGAAUGUUCCUCUGGACAAAAGUGAUACAUGAGAAAGAGAUCCAGCAUCCAGUGGAAUGGGGAAAAUAUAUUCAAUUUGCUUUUGUACUCACACAUAUUAUUAUCUCUAACCCAGGCACUAAUAACAUGUAAUAGAUUUAAUUGAGAGUGUUGAGAGUGUAAUAGAUUUUAAUUGAUUUAGCUUGUUUCGGUAUUUGUUCAUCAAUUAUGUUUAAUGAAUCAAUUCAUUAGGUAACCAUAUAACUAAUAUCAUUAGGUAAUUAGUUAUCUCAAUAAUAAAAUAAGGUAUAUAUAUAAUAUGUUAUCUCAAUAAUAUCUUAUAUAAUUAUAUUAUAAAUGAUGUUAUCAAGUAGGGAUGUCAAUUGAAUUCGGACACAAGUGCGAUCUGCAUAUAUUUAUGUACACUUAAGUUUAGAUGUUAUGUUGACGAAUCAAUAAAAUAGUGAACAAAAUUUUAGUAAUGGAUUGACAAGUUUUGUCAAGCGAUCUAUUUUAGAUUUGUAAUGGUGAACAAAUUAGCAAGUAUUAAUAACAAAUUUAAUUAAUAAUCGAUAAUUAUUUGAAAUAAUAAAACACACAAUUAUAUUAUUUUAGUAUUACAUUACACAAUACAAUAACAUACUUAUCAUAUUUCUCAAUAUACUUUUUUUCAUCUCAAUUUUUCUUUUUCUUUACAUUUACAUAACCAAUAAAAUAAUAUAUUCAUCACACUUUUCAAUACACACUUUCUUUCCCACUUUCCUCCAUAAAACAACAUUUUCCUUUCAAUUUCCUUCACCUCCAAAUCUCCCCUCCCCUCCUAAUUUUCCUUCACCUCCCCUCUUUUUCCUCCUUUCCUUCGAAAACAUAGUGUAGAAGUCGCGAAAUAGCUUAGCUCCACUAGUUGAGCGUAGAAAACGCGUCGUAUUUUUCAAACAGGCCAAAGGACGCACCACCCACCUCUAGGCUCUAACCUUCUUUCCCUUUUUAAUUAAUCAUCAGUCAUCACUGUAUAUUCCUUAUUGUCCACGGACUGAUGCAGCCGCCAGGAAGCCAUGGCAAUGACUUCCAUUGACUUAUCGCAACCCAUUCCCCCCCUUAUAAAAACCAGCACACCAGAAGCUUCACCCAUCAAACCUGUCAUUCAAGCUCUUAACAGUUGACACCAAUCUCUCAAACUUCUCCACAUCUCGCCUAGCUCGAUUCCAUCCCUCCUCUGAAGCUCACUCCUCUGUUUUCCGGCAAAACGGGAAAAAAUGAAGGUUGUGGUUCUUAAACUGGAUCUGCACGACGACAGAGACAAGCAGAGAGCGAUGAAGAGAGUCACCGGGAUUUCCGGGGUCGACUCGGUGUCGAUGGACAUGAAAGACAUGAAGAUGACGGUGGUGGGAAACGUGGAUCCGGUGGAAAUCGUGAGCAAGCUGAGGAAGCUGUUCCCGACGGAGGUGGUGUCGGUGGGACCGCCGAAGCAGCCGGAGAAGAAGAAGGAAGAGCCGGCGCCGGCGGCAAAGAAAGCAGACGACGGAAAAGACAAAAAGAACCCUGAGGCGCCUCCACCUCCUGUCAUCUCCUACUACCCUCCCCAAGUCAACGGCGGUUACUAUUACAAUCAUUACCCUUAUCAACAGCAAAAGGGGUACGGCAAUUACCCUUACCACCAGUACGGCGGCGCCGCGCAAGUCGUCGGCGACGAUCCAAAUUCUUGCGUCAUUUGUUAAAUUGGGUUGGAGUUCAAUUACGUAAGCGCAGAGUCUGAUCUUGGAAGGGCUGCCAAAGGUUAUGUAAAUAAUGGUGGCUUUUCCGGGUGUGGAGGCUGUAACUAAACUGAUAGUUACCGGAAUUACAGUAUUUUAUUUCUUUUUUUUUUUAGUUUCUCCGUUAGCGAAGCGACGAUGACCUCAGAUUUAAUUUCUUAUAUUAAAAAAAAAAUUGGUGCAUUUUGUUUUUGUGGAUUAUUUUGUCAUUUCCGUAACACUGGAAAUAUCACGGCAAUAUCGCAAUAUUACCGCCAUACUUUUACUUAUCACGAAUUAUAUUGAAAUUUACUUUAUCGUCAUUUUUUCUCGCGUUGGAUUUUAGUUUUUCCCCCCUUUAUGGGUUACCUCUAAAACGGCCCAUGGGCCUAUAUAAAAGGGGCAGCCCAACUGAAGUAUAAAAGACUAGAUUUAGACGGGUUUCCGUCCGAACGAUGGAAUUACGAGAUUAGCCCCGGUUUCGUCCUUUGUAUUUUCAGUUUUAUUUUGUACUUUUCCUGGUUCAGAGUGCCGACGCCUUUCGUCGGUCUCCAUCCGCGCUUCCAUAUGCCGGCGACAACGCAGCUCCGCCGUAGCCGAUGGAGAAUCGGCCGCAGAAAAACACCGAAACACGAGCCAGGAGCUCUCAAUUUCCGUUUUGCUUGUUUCCAUUUUCCAUAGAGAGUGGAUUUCAAAGCCGCAGAUUCUCAAUCUUCCGUGAGAGUUUUACUAUUUUUUUUUUUUACCUUUCUGUCACAGGUUGCAAUGCGAGGAGAUAUCUCGCAUCUCGCCACGUGAACAUGGGGACGGCAAGACUAGAAUAAUCAAAAGGUGGACGAAUCCACGGUUUUCGAGAUGAGUUGGCCACUUUCGUAGUGAUGAGCGAUUCAACAGCUUGACCAAUGGGGCUAUAAAACUAUUGACAUAACUACGUAGUAGUACGCAAGGCAACAAGAGGCCAAGAGUUAAAGUGGCCAACCCACCAUAAAAAUACGACUUGCUGCCGUGCUGUUUCCAGGAAAGUGGAAGUAACCUUUUUUGUUGCCUUUUCUUUGUCCAGGCAAAAAGGGCAAGUGCCACUGCUGGAAAAGUGCGUGAGGAAAUUAAGGACACGAGACGACGUCGUAUUUGAAAUGCCCAACUCACACUACCUAGCAGCUUGCGUCGUGUUGCUGCCUUCUGGGGGGCAACAAAACAGUCAUUCAGUGCUUGAUGACUGAUGAGUGAUGGCCCAAACCCAAUAUCAAAAGGUUGCACUUUCUUGUACGUGAUUAUGAUCUAUAUAUUUUUUUGGUUCCGUGAUUAUGAUCUAUAUAAGACAACGUUUCAAAUAGUUCAAUUUCCAUACAUAUUUAUAUCUUUUUAAUUAUAAGAAUGCAGUGCAGAUUUAAUGUGUUUUUUAACAUGCAAAUAAUGACUCUUUUUUUUGUCAAGCGUGGUGCAAAAAUGUUUUCCUACACAAAUAAAUCAACUUUGGGAUUAUUAAAAGUAGAAAUAGAGUGGUGCACUGCUGAUUGUGACUUUGUUUUUAAUGGAAGGUAUUGAUUGUGUUAGGCCGGGCACUAAGCCACAAGGCCCGAAGGCCCAAUUGCAUUCAAAGUCCACGUAGGAACCGGAAAGGCCCAAAACAGAAGAAAACAGCCAAGGGCGGUCCUGAUCAUCACGUUGCGAGAAGACCGCCCGACAGGGAACCUUGCCUCAGGUAAAGGGCCGCCCGACAAUCUGGCUUUAUCGUACGAAGUCUGACGAGGGACGUUGGAAAAGCCAGAGGCGCCAUAGACCGCCCGACACGACAUUAAAUGCACAUAACUCACUCUAAACUAGUAUAAAUACCCCUCAUAGGG